Trifolium pratense (red clover) is the source of this 1680-nucleotide messenger RNA. RefSeq lists its product as uncharacterized. NCBI's taxonomy places the organism in Eukaryota, Viridiplantae, Streptophyta, Magnoliopsida, Fabales, Fabaceae. Bases 716 to 1336 code for a protein of 206 amino acids. The record is from RefSeq and is a predicted model, not a curated record. The transcript is spliced from 11 exons.
CAUACCCACUCAACAAAAGUCACAAACCACCGUCGCCAUUUGAAUCUAACUACUGCAACCGGUUUGAACGAGAUGGUGGUAACUGAUAUGGCUAUAGAUCUAACCACCUCAAAUAUUGAAAAAGCUUCUUCUACAUAAUUUCACCGCGUUUCACCGCCAACGUUUGCAUAAUUUCGUCGCUUUCUAACAAUUGAAACCGUUGAUCCCUACAAAACUUCUGGUUCUGCUGCUAAGAAAUCAAUUGCAAAAACCUGUAGUGGUGGAAAAAAGGAAACUAAGUCAACUGAACGUGCAGGAACUGAAUCAAAGAUGAAACAAAAAAUCACAAACUCAAACGAGGAAUGCAUGGUUGGAAGGAAGCUGUCGUUUGUGCGUUCAUCUAACUUCAACACAUUAAAGGUUCCUAAGACUGAGAAAAUGACUGAUUUAUGUCCUCCAAAAAAUGUGACAACCAAGCUGAACCAAGCUACACCUCUGUGCUCAAACUUCAAUGGUGUCAAUAAUACAGGCACAAUUUUCUCAAAGUUCAUCAAGACAAAGUUUCCUCUAUCUCCAGAAAUGAAUCUAACAACUGAACAAGCUCACAUUUCAGCCUACGUAUUUCAUCCAUUUAAUAAUCCAGAGGAACCUUUGUUCAAAGUUGGAGACUUUGAAGGAGUAAGGAAAGAUUUUCAAUCUGUGUCCAUAUGUUACUGUUGAUGAAAGGAUUGUGCACAUGAUGGCUAUGGCAAUCAACUGGAAUCAGAAACAAAUGUCAUCACCAACAAAAUGGGCACUCCCACCAGCCUUUAUGCGUGCUGUCAAAAUGGGGAAUUCAAUAGAAGAACUUGUCAGUGAGUUUGCAGAGUACUGGAUGCCACCUUUUGAAAAUCUCUCCCAUAUAUAUGUACCAAUAGAAGAUUGUUGCGGCUUGUGGUACCUCAUGAUUGCAUCCAUUGCAGAUAAGCAGUUGUUCCACAUGGAUCCAUACUUUGAAAAGCAGAAUGUCGAUCCUCGCCAAGAGAUUAUUGCAAAUAUGUGGCAGGCAAUAGCACAGAUGUCUCAAUCUCCUAAUUUCCCAGCUAACUUUCUUGCUGACAAAUUCAACGAGGAUAUGUGGACUGUUUCUGAUCCAUUUGGUCACUUGGGGAUUGGUUUUUGCCAACAUACAGCUGUUUAUGUUUUGGACUGGAUGGACAGCGAAAAACCAAUGCAUACCAAUGCUUCUUUUGGGCAUAAGGAAGAAGUCAAAAGGAUGAGCUUGGCUAUGAAACUACUGCUUGGUGAACACAAUUCUCUGAAAAGCAAGCUGCAAUAUGAUUCUGCACAAGCUUGGAGUACCAAACGAUAUGCCUAGAUGGAAAGUUUGUCUAUUGCUUCAUGUGGAUCUAGUGUCUUGUCAUUUAGUGUUUUGUCAUUUAUGUUUAAUGUAAUGUGGAUUUAGUUUGUCUAGUUGGUUUGAUGCAAUGUGUUGGGUUUAGCGCCCCUAUUUUGUCUAGUUAGUUUUUUUAGUUGGUUUGAAUCAAUGCUUGGGGUUUAGUGCACCUAUUUUGAAGUAUCACUCAAUGGUGUGGUUUCAUAGUGGACUGUAUUCAAUGGAUGUAUUUUGUGCAUCAACUGUAACCUAGGGUGGACUAUGUUAACCACACUUUUUGUAUGAAGUGAAUGCAAUAUAUAAGAUAUCCACACUGUGACUUUAUU